UUCAGCGAUAGUUAAGAAAGAUGGUGUUGGUUCUUCUGUCUGAAUCAGAUCUAGAUCUGCCCGAUGAUGUAGUCGAAAUGAUCAUCGAGAGGACUUUAACUGAAGUAGAUGGAAAGGGUGAUGGUAAGAUUGAUGAGGAAGUGUGGAAGGCAUAUGCAGCACGAAAUUCUUCUCUACUGAAGCAUAUCACACAAACAUCGAACCAUAUCUGCCAUUGUCUGAAUGAUAGCAGGGUCUCUAUGGUGACAUAAAACGCCUGUUUUAUCAACUAAUACAAGUUCUCUUUGCUUACAGG
Messenger RNA from Cucurbita moschata (crookneck pumpkin), 295 nucleotides. RefSeq names its product calcineurin B-like protein 7. Gene Ontology annotation, molecular function: calcium ion binding; kinase binding. Bases 21 to 251 code for a protein of 76 amino acids. Lineage: Eukaryota; Viridiplantae; Streptophyta; Magnoliopsida; Cucurbitales; Cucurbitaceae. The transcript is spliced from 2 exons. The record is from RefSeq and is a predicted model, not a curated record. Gene Ontology annotation, biological process: calcium-mediated signaling.